AUGACGUUGUCAAUGCUCCUUGAUUGCACUAAUGCGUGGAGGAUGGCACUCCUUGAGGAGAAGCCACAGAUGUUCCAUUGCAGAAUACUUAGUUUGCGUGCCAUGAUGUUUCUAACGUGUGAACACGCCCUGAUUCUGUACCAACUCAUGCCCCUUAACCACCCUGGGACAGCUGGCAAGCAUCUUCCUCAAUGUGGAGGAGCUGUUGGAACACAACAGAGUCUUUUCCUUUCAGCUGCGAGAUGCCUUGGAAAUUGCCCUCGACCAGGGGGACGAGGACUCCUCACCGUCAACGUUGCCAAACUCUUCCUGCAUGCGGCCCCUAUGCUCCAUGCCUUUGAAAAUUACUGUGUGAGACAGGGCUCGGCGUCUCUGUUACUGCAGACAUUAGAGAAGGAGAAGGAACUGCUGAGGAUAUUCCUAAAGGUGUCCCAAAUGGAGAACACAUUGCUGCGUCGUAUGAAUUUGCAUUCCUUCUCAUGGUGA
Molecule: messenger RNA, 486 nt
Organism: Penaeus monodon (black tiger shrimp)
Lineage: Eukaryota; Metazoa; Arthropoda; Malacostraca; Decapoda; Penaeidae
Exons: 4
Coding region: 1-486 (161 amino acids)
Biological process (GO): positive regulation of Rho protein signal transduction
Source: RefSeq, a predicted model, not a curated record